CGCCUCGGGACUCUGCACGUCCUCCCAGGAUCUUCUCUGAAGGUACUGGCUGAGCAGACGCCAUGGAGGUGGUGCUCAUCUUUCUAUGCAGCCUGCUGGCCCCUGUGGUCCUGGCCAGUGCAACUGAGCAGGAGAAAGAAAAGGACCCUUUUCAUUAUGACUAUCAGACCCUGAGGAUCGGUGGCCUGGUAUUCGCAGUGGUCCUCUUCUCGGUGGGGAUCCUCCUUAUCCUAAGUCGGAGAUGCAAGUGCGGUUUCAGUCAGAAGCCCCGGGCUCCAGGGGAUGAGGAGGCCCAGGUGGAGAACCUCAUCACUGCAAAUGCAACAGAGCCCCAGAAAGCAGAGAACUGAAGUGCGGCCCUCGGAUAGGAAGCACCUGUUGACGCUUAAGAAAACCAGCCACUUCAGCAACAGAUCUUUCCCCAGGAGAAGCCAAGAACUCAUGUGUCCCCCUGUGCCCCCAGUCCCCUCUACCACCAGUCCUCAACAUAAUGAUGCAAUUAAUACCUGCCUCCCCACCUCUAGCCUGCGGUCUUGUCCACUGCUGUGACGUGUCUGUGUGUGUGUGUGUGUUUGAUGACUGUGGUCUCCGUGGCUACUUGUUCGUGGAUGAUGUUGUAUUAGUGAACCCUGGAUUCACUUUCCUGGGCAGGAGCUGAGCCGCCAUCAGCUCCCCCGUGUUCCCCUGUGGCUCACCAUCAGCUCCUGCUCCAAGGAGCCUGCUUUUUCCCUGAGACACCAGUCCCUUCUCUCGAUUUAGAGGUGGGUGUAGGGGUGGAAGGAGCCCUGGUGGCUCAGUGGUUAAAGCUCUCAGCUGCUAACCAAAAGGUUAGCAGUUUGAACCCACCAGCCACUCCGCGGGAGAAAGAUGUGGCAGUCUGCUUCCGGAAAGAUUAC
Trichechus manatus latirostris (Florida manatee) is the source of this 896-nucleotide messenger RNA. It is a transcript of the gene FXYD6, whose product is annotated as FXYD domain containing ion transport regulator 6. The record is from RefSeq and is a predicted model, not a curated record. The transcript is spliced from 8 exons. Gene Ontology annotation, cellular component: membrane. The coding region runs from base 63 to 350 and encodes 95 amino acids. NCBI's taxonomy places the organism in Eukaryota, Metazoa, Chordata, Mammalia, Sirenia, Trichechidae. Gene Ontology annotation, molecular function: sodium channel regulator activity. Gene Ontology annotation, biological process: regulation of sodium ion transmembrane transporter activity.